This is a messenger RNA of Cyphellophora attinorum, 2313 nucleotides long. RefSeq lists its product as uncharacterized. The coding region runs from base 1 to 2313 and encodes 770 amino acids. The record is from RefSeq and is a predicted model, not a curated record. The transcript is spliced from 2 exons. Lineage: Eukaryota; Fungi; Ascomycota; Eurotiomycetes; Chaetothyriales; Cyphellophoraceae.
AUGGCUUUUGCGACGGGAGCAUCAGCGCGCGUCACCAGUCCCGAGGACGAGCGACUGCUAGAGACAAGCUCAGCACGACGGCCCCGACGGAAGCCUUUGCCGGAUGGCGCGCAUGUGGACGCGGAGACUAACAACGACGAACCCCUUCAUAAGGCUGAGCCUUUCCCUAGCGAAGACCACUCUCCUAACGCUGAACCUUUACCUAGCGAUGAACAGCCUCUCAACACUGAACCGUCUCCUCACGAUGAACAAUCUCCUCGCGUGGGACGGUCUUCGCACAAUGAACCGUCUCCCAUCGAUCAACGCUCUCCCAGCGAGAGAGCCUCUUCCAAUGACGAACAGGAUACACCGACUGUAUCGGACUCGAUUCCAUCAUCCCACGACGUCGCAAAGCACCGUCAUAACUUGCUGCGCCUCUGGUACCCCGAGCUACUGACUCUCGCGCUCUCUCUGGCCGCGUUUGCUGGCAUCAUAGCAGUGGUGGUGCCUUACGUAGGCAAAGGUCUACCCGACUGGCCACGCGCGAUAUCAGUCAACGCAAUCAUCUCUAUCUUGACGGUAACGCUUCGGGCUGGGGUAGUGUAUGUCAGUGCUCAAGCGCUCAGUCAGCAUAAAUGGACCUGGUUCUCGCAAAGCAGGCCAUUGAGUCAUAUGACUAUAAUUGAUGGAGCGAGUCGUGGCCCAUGGGGCUGCGUGUUGCUGCUCGCCUCACCAUCUUCCUGGAGCGUGUCUGCAGCUCUCGCCGCGGCCAUCAUAAUUCUCAGUAUAGCAACGGGCCCCAUGGUGCAACAGCUUGUUAGGUAUGAGGCUUGUCAGCUUCCGUCAAGCAAUUCUAAGGCUUUCAUCCCACGCCAAGCGUUGUACUGGUAUAUGAACAGCGACGACGCAACUCGAUCGCCGCCUUCAUCAGUGCAAUCAGCGAUAUUCGAUGGUGUAUUUGCUUCUGAUCCGAGCCAAACAUUGGCCUCCUGUCUGUCAGGAACCUGUUCAUUUCCCGAGGUCUUUCAUACUGUCGGGGUCUACUCGUCAUGCACUGAUGUCACUGCGCAAUUGACAAUCGCACGACCGACUGAGGACUUGGGUGACGUUAGAGGAAUCAACUACACGCUGCCGUCUUGGAAUGAUGCCCAUGGUAGCAAACUGGACAAUCUGACCCUUUCGACAACAAUAUAUUCCAAACAAGAUCCUACAUACGCUCAACAUUUGUUAUCUCAGGUCCCGUCGUAUGAGCACUGUGGCAAGACACUGGCUCCAUUCCGAUUUAUCUUUGAACUUGACUCCACUAUGAUGAAAGUCAACUGUACACAACAGGAGGCGGAUGAUGCUGGGACAUCUUGGCAAUGUAGAGGCUAUGCUGCUGUGGAAUGCAACAUCAAGCCCCAUGUCAGUUCGAUCAACGCUACAGUCAUCAACGGAACGACGACAGAGACAGUGGUGAACAGUACUGAGACUUGGGCCGUUGGAUCAGUUCGUGGAUCAGAUCACGGAUACGCUCUCCCCACAGACACCGACUGGAUGGCUUACGACCUCAGCAUUGAGCCAAAAGACGGCGACUGGUACAACUUGACGGACGCAGGUAACACAAGACACGUCCCAUAUGCUAACAACGAAACACUUGCCGAUGCUGCACUCCAAUCUAUCGACCCGAUGUGUCUUUUUCAAAUGAGCCAACACUCUCAUUGCAGCAUGCAUACAUGGCUGGGAACGCUACUAGAUGGCAGUAUCACGCAACAUAGUCGGUUGAUUGGCCCUGCAGCAUUACUGAAACUACUCAACAGCCCCAAGAUUUCGUUGCCAUUUGUGCAGCAGGUCUUUAGUAACAUUGCUGCAAGUAUUUCUUCUGAAAUGCGUGCUACCGGAAGCCCAGAGCUACCAUCUACCCUUACGGACGGCAAGCCCCCCAAAAACGUUUCCGACGCCAACUCUCCAGCGGCAGGCGUACUCAUGGAGCCCGCCACAUGCGUCCAUGUCCAGUGGCUGUGGCUCAUCUUUCCAGCGGCUCUCAUUGCACUCACUGCCACCCUACUCGUCAUGACCAUGUUCAAUUCCUCGCUCAAGGUCAAUCGACUUGGCUACGAAGUCGUAAGUACCACAGAAAAACCGUCAGCAUAUCUCCCAACAAGAGGCCAUCCGUGGGGUGUCUGGAAUUCGUCGAUACUACCUUUGAUGUAUCAUGGACUGGACGACGACAAUCUCCGGCGCGAAUGUCCCUCGGCCGUGUUGCCAUUGGAAGUGAUGGAAGAGACCGCAAAGUCCACGAAGGCACAAUUUGAACACACCGACAAAGGCUGGAAGCUGGUCAAGACGGACUGA